GGUUCUAUAUAGUCUCACCCUCCGUGCACUCCCCUCAUCUUUGACUGUAUUCUCCUUAUCUCUCACUUCCAUUAACACACACACACACACAGUGAAAAAACACACACUUUCAGCUCCCUAUCUUUUUCACUGCUUCAUUCAAUCUCUUCAAAAUCCUCUUCCUUUUCUGGGUUUCUAAGGAUAAGCAAUUUCAUUGUUCAGCAUAGAAUUGGUGAAACACAAGAAAGAACAAACAACAACCGUGGCGAAUAGAGCAAAGUAAAGAACAGCAUGCUGUGGUGUAGUCUAUCUGUUGACGUCUAUCGGAAAGUCAUCUCCUUGAACUUGUAUUGCCGUGUCAUUCUGUAAAAUACCCUUUUUUAGAAAAUCGCUUCUUUGUUCUAGAUUACUGUUACUAUUUCUCACCUUAAAAGUUAAGUCUUCAUUUUAAUCUUUUCCAUGGGAUCUACACGUUUCAUUGUCGUACCCUGUUACGUUCUCAGCAUUAGCUGAGAAUUUAGUCACUUUCAUCUUAGUCUUGGUUAGAAUUGCCUUCUUUAGCAUUCAGUCUUUGAUUUUGUGGGGAGUGAUUUUCGACAGUCCGCUAAUUUGAGCGAAUCUUUAAUCAUUUUCUAGAAGGGAUUGUUCAGAAUUCUUUUGUUUCUUGAUUGUUCUGUUGGAAGAUUGAGGUGUUUGUAUUGAGUGAAAAGGGUUGGGAACAAGUAGUUAUGGUGUGUCAAGCAGCUGGACAGACGAGAUUUCGAGCAUUGAAACAUGAAAAUGGAAUUGAUGGGUCUGCCACCAUAAUAGUUAGAGUCAUAGCAUGCUUUCAACCACUCCAAGAUUGCCAGGCUGAAUACUUCCGUCAUUUGCUUAAACCCGUCACGUAGAUUGAUCUUUCUUUUUACCGCGUUCAAGUUAAGCUGGAGUUUUUAGUUUUUUUUCGUUGUUUAUCAAGAGUGCAAGAAAUCAACAGCAAUUCGUAGUUUCACAGUUAUUUAGAACUGGUGAUUGUUGAGGUUGAAUGGAAAAGAACUUUGAAUCUUCAUUCCUUCACCAGUAUUCAGAUCUGCAGUUAGCCCAUUUGAAUUUUUCUUAUCCUCGAUUUGAUAUAGGGCAGCAGUAUUCUUUUCCUACUUACAUGACUCCUCAGUCAAAUGAGGUUCCUAUGAAUGGGAAUUCUCCCUUUUUCACAUUUUCUGGGCUUCUACAGUCAAAGUCAAGCCAGCCAACUGAACCUCUCAAUUGGUUAUAUUGUUCGCCUCCGUUCUACCAGGGAGUUGCUCGUGUUUCGACUUCUUUACCGGAAGAGAAGCUUGCUCCUCAAGCAAUCGAAUAUCCUAAUGCAGGCACCGCAUCUGCUCAGAAGAGAUUCCUUGUUUUUGAUCAAUCUGGUGAUCAAACAACUUUGAUCUAUAGUUCUGCUAAUGCUACUCCUGUACAAUGCCCGGCUUCUUUGAUUCCAACACCACCUGCCCUUUAUGAUUUGGUUAAGGUGGAUCCAGAGAUUAAAAAGAAUGAAGCUUCUCCAUUUGGGCAUUUCCUUAGUGAUGAAUAUUUUGAAGAAAGUACCAGAGAUGAUGUUGAAAGUGAAAUGCGUGAGGAUACUGAAGAACUGAACGCCCUACUCUAUUCAGAUGAUGAUAAUUAUUAUUCCGAGGAUGAUGAAGAAACAAGCACUGGUCACUCGCCUAGUACUAUGACAACUCAUGAUUUACCAGAGUGGUUUGACGAAAGGGGUGAAGAAGUAGCUAGUUCUGCAGGGCCGACCAAAAGGCAUAAACUGUUAGAUGGUAGCUAUGAUGCACCGUCGCUCAGAGAUACCACAACCUCUGCAAAAGCAUAUACGUGCUCCGACUUAGAGGAUGAUGCACAAUCCAGUUGCGGCAAUGGCUUUGACCAAGUUUCAGGAGCACAGUGUUCUCCAUCUGGGAAAAAGAGGCUGAGAAAAGAUAAAAUUCGUGAUACUAUAAGUAUUUUGCAGGAAAUAAUCCCUGGAGGGAAGGGAAAAGACUCGAUGGUUGUUAUAGAUGAAGCAAUCCGUUACUUGAGAUCCCUGAAAGUGAAAGCCAAGUCUCUAGGACUUGAUUCUCUUUGAGCUUCAGCUUGCCCCUGGUCAUAUUUUUACAGAGUUAUUAGUGGUAUUUCUUAUAGCUUCCUUGUGACAUAGCGGUCUGAAGUACGUACUAAAUGUUUCCGAUGAAUGAAGCAGAAUUAAAGCUUAGAUGGUAUGGCAAAGUUGGGUUGGCGGAACAUAUAGUCUUUAUUCCAUCAUUCUGUUGGGGAACCAUUGGCUGUGGUUUUGAAAAUCACCGGUGGACGGUCUGUCUUCUGUAUAGAUAAGGGAGGGAGGGAGCUUCUUGUCAUGCUUCCAUAAAGUGUGGUAAAUCAUGAGUUCAUAUCUUGACCCUAAAGAGAAUAGUUGAUUCUGCCCUUUGGGAAUGUGUUUUUGCCCACAUAAUUGUUCGCUGUCUGUGUGAACGAUACGACGACUUGUUUACCUCAGUAGGACCCUGGUAAAGUUCAGUGCACGCUUGGUGGCGAAUUUAGGUCCCAAAACCUUCACUUUCAUUGCUCAUUUUUCCUCAUUAAUCCCUCUUGCGCGUUUCCUUUUCUUAUCUAAAGGCGAUGUGUCUCUCUUUUGGUUACAUCAGGUAUAAAACUCUUUUCCUGAGGUGAAAUGGAUCUCGAUCCUUUGUAUAACAAACUGCCGCUACUGUUUGACGUAUGACUAGUUUGAGCGUGUGAAUGUUUUGUAAUAUUUUUAGUACUAUGUGGUUGUGUAAUAAUAUCAUGUGUGAUGUUUGUUUGGAUUGGAGAAUAUUAACUGUGUUUGGUGGUGGUGGUGUUGUCUU
This is a messenger RNA of Nicotiana tabacum (common tobacco), 2834 nucleotides long. The record is from RefSeq and is a predicted model, not a curated record. NCBI's taxonomy places the organism in Eukaryota, Viridiplantae, Streptophyta, Magnoliopsida, Solanales, Solanaceae.